CUUGCGCUGCAGUGGUCAGCUAGCGCGAGGGUGCGAUAACAGCAGCGGUGGCUCUGUCUGGAGCUCACACUGUAAAUUACAGAAGCCCCCUCCUCUGGAAGACGGUGUUUCUCCCAUUAUGGGCGACAAGAAAAGCCCAUCCAGGCCAAAAAGACAAGCCAAGCCCUCUGCAGACAACGGAUUUUGGGACUGUAGCGUCUGCACCUUCAAAAACAGUGCAGAGGCAUUCAAAUGCAGUAUAUGUGAUGUGCGGAAAGGUACAUCUACAAGAAAACCUAGGAUAAACUCUCAACUCGUGGCACAGCAGGUUGCUCAACAGUUCGCCUCUCCUCCCCCAGCAAAGAAAGAAAGGAGAGAGAGGACAGACAGAGACCUGCUUGACGACGAACACUUUGACAUGGACAACUCUGAUUCAGACAGACUCAGCAGUCUCCACCCUGACUCUGACCAUCCAGAGAGAUUAGGUCUGGAUGGGGGACAGCUGGACAGAGGAUAUUCUCAUAAGGAUCAGAAACAGGAGUGUGGGCUGGAAAAGCACCAGCAGCUCGAUACAGACAGACGGCCUGAGAGAGCAGCACUGACCCAGGACCUGCUGCAGCACAAUGGGACAGACAGAGAGGACACGGACAGAGCAAUGCUGGACAAAUUGCAGCUUCAUCGAGAGGAUGUGGAUAAAGACCAUCUGCAAACCGCAGGAUCUGGGAUGCAGCUGGAAGAAAGGAUGGGUGCAGAGAGAGAGGAAAUCAAAAAGGGAAAGAUAGAAAGAGCCAUUAUGGAGAAACCCAAAGAAAGACAUAAAAGCCUCACCCCAUCUAAAAAACCCAAUGCAAAGAAAAAAAAACCCAAACUCAUUCAAAAAGGCCCAGCUGGUGACAGCAACAUAAUGAAGCCUGGCAAGUCUGUUACGAAGAUGAACAAAUCUAUUAUUUCACGACCUAAACUGAAAAAUAUAGACAGGAGCUCUGCUCAGCAGCUCGCUAUAACCGUGGGCAAUGUGACUGUCAUCAUCACUGACUUUAAGGAGAAGACUCGCUGCUCGUCCACCUCCUCGUCCACUGUCACCUCCAGUGCUGGCUCUGAGCAGCAACACCUGAGCUCCAGCUCAGAGAGCACAGAAAAGGGCUCCUCCCGCGCCUCCACCCCUAGAAGAGACCACUCAACUGGCCAUAACGAGACCCUGUGAAGCCUGAGGAGAUUCAGAUGCCGCAAUCUCGCUUCACAAGACCUGGAGCUCCUACAGCCACAGAUGUAACUGUAAUACUCACUAUAUGUGGAUGAGGGAUCUUUCCAACCCAUUUAGACAAUGCCCAUCCUGACACACAGGCAGACGUUAACUGUUAAAAACCCUUGUGGAGCACCUUGUAGAUUGAUUAUGUCGAUGUUAAUGUGACACCUUCACGCCAAGACCCACUGUAUAUUCUGUGUCAUACUCUUACAAGAUAUAAUCCCUAUUUGUGCAUCACAGAAAUCGGCACUCCCAAGUUUGCAUUAUUAUCGUUAAUAGUCAUGAAAUCGUGCAGAAGGCUGUUUUGACUUUGUGUUUAGAACUUGAAUUGUUUAUGCUAAAUGUAUCUGAGCUUCUUUCUCCAACUCAAGGGUCAACGAUCUGUUGCCACAGCUGUUUGUAGAAAGUGAGGCAUCAAUGAAAGGAUCACACUGUAUACCAUCUUGUAAAGGGAGAUUACUUCCCUUAUUAAUUCAUAUGACGUUUGUGUUUACAUGGAGGAAACACAAACCAUGAUUAUGUGAGUUUUCAGUAUUAUUAACACAAGGCCAACUUUGAAAUCCGUACAGUGUACCAUGUAGACAUGUUUUGUUAUUCACAAGGAUAAUAAGAGUAUUUAGAAUAUUGUUCUUUAUCUUUCUCUGUUUUUAGACUUAAAACCUUUGCAUAUUUCUUGUAAAAUUAUAUCAGGAUUCACCACACUGUCUUUUAUUCAAUGUAGUCUGGAUGAAAUAACAGAAAUAAUUGUGCAUAGAGAUCUAUUUGUGACAUUUUGAAGAGUUCAUCCAGCAUAUAUAUCUUGGUUUAUUGUACUUAAUGACGAUCAACCAGAUCUCUACUGAAAUUUGGUCAACUCAAUCCCAAAAACACUUUGAAUACACAACUGUGUAAUUUAUGGGACUCAAGUAUUCUGAGAGUUGCAAUUAAUGUAUUGUACAACUUUUCUGACGUUCCGGCUUCUUGCCCAUUUGAAAGUUUAGCACAGGUUUACUCCUUCUGACGUUUGUUAAAAAUCUAAAAGUUAUAUAGCUAAUAAAACCUUUUUA
Molecule: messenger RNA, 2271 nt
Organism: Xyrauchen texanus (razorback sucker)
Lineage: Eukaryota; Metazoa; Chordata; Actinopteri; Cypriniformes; Catostomidae
Product: RING1 and YY1-binding protein A-like
Exons: 5
Coding region: 119-1183 (354 amino acids)
Biological process (GO): positive regulation of DNA-templated transcription
Cellular component (GO): nucleus
Molecular function (GO): DNA binding; transcription coregulator activity
Source: RefSeq, a predicted model, not a curated record